AUGGAAGUUGAUAUCAAUUCUGGAUUAGAAUUUAACAGCGAGAAUCAAAUUCAGCCGUGUAAAAGUUUUGAAUCUGAACCAGAAACAACAACGACGACAACUGAAGAAUUUUCUAGUUCAAUUGAAAGACUAAGUACAGAUACACAACAAAAACCAAAAUCAGCAUCAAAAUCGAAAAGAGUUUCUGUUUUUAAGAAACAAUGGAUAAAAGAUCCAAAAUAUGCACGUUUUCUUCAAGAAUGUAAAACAAAUCCUCAUUUUUCACAUUGUUCAAUAUGUAAAUCAGAUUUUUCCAUUGCCAACGGAGGAACAUGUUUAAUUAAUCGUCAUAUUGAACAAAUAGGUCAUAAAUGUUUACUUGUACUUGAAGAUAAAGAAAAAUCUCGUUCAAUGCGCGAAUUUAUUACUCCAUCAACUUUAUUAACCAAAUUGACUGCUGCUGAAUUAAGUCUUAUAUAUCAUGGAGUACAUCAUAGCCACAGUUAUGUUAGUCAAUCAUGUGUCGUUGAUCCUGCGAAAAAUAUUUUUGAUGAAUCAGUUAUAGGACAGAAUAUCAGUUGCGGUAAAACUAAAGCACGAGAUUUGUCAAAUUAUUCAGCAAAUAAAAAAACUCUCUUUUUCUCGGGGUCUUUUGAUGGAUCUAAUGAAGGAAAUAUUAAAAUGUUUCCAUUUAUCAUCAAUUAUUUUACUAUUCAAUCAGGUAUAACACGAUCCGUGUUAGAAGUUAAUGAACAACCACGUGAGACAGCUGAUCAUAUUGUUAAAGCAUUAUAUGAUGCUUUACAAAAGAAAUGA
This is a messenger RNA of Rotaria sp. Silwood2, 795 nucleotides long. NCBI's taxonomy places the organism in Eukaryota, Metazoa, Rotifera, Eurotatoria, Philodinida, Philodinidae. The record is from the annotation of a GenBank genome assembly.